This is a messenger RNA of Truncatella angustata, 528 nucleotides long. RefSeq lists its product as uncharacterized. The transcript has 3 exons. The coding region runs from base 1 to 528 and encodes 175 amino acids. Lineage: Eukaryota; Fungi; Ascomycota; Sordariomycetes; Amphisphaeriales; Sporocadaceae. The record is from RefSeq and is a predicted model, not a curated record.
AUGCCUGAGUAUCAACAGAAAUGUUGGGAUGUGGCUCGAUGUCAACUUGGCGACGAACGCGAUCGGCUCUACUUAUGGAAGUCUAGCUUCACCGACCAGGAACUAGAUGAACUGCUCAACACUACCUCGGAACUCUACGACGCUCUGGGUAUUUCGGUCUUGAAAGCAUUGCUUGGAAUCGCUGGCUCCCUCUGUGCUGUUAUCGACAUACCUAUACCUGGCAUAGACACCUCGAAAAUGCCCGAGAGUGCUCGGAGAUUGAAUCAGGCGAUGCAGGAAGCAUGGAAGACUCUGAACCUUCACUACAGUGAAAAUGAUAACGGCUCCGAUAUCGACAUCCCUACUGUGAUGUCCGGUGUUAUAGACCCGGAUGAGAGACCUAAUGUGCUCUACCAGCUGCGAGACGAGACUUCCAGGCUUUCGAGACUCAGCUUCCAGAUCAAGCUUGCCCUUUCUGAGAUCAAAGAUGAAUCCCAGGACUCCGUUGAGCCCAAUGAGCCCCUAAAUGGAGAGCUGAAGGCCAUUUGA